Messenger RNA from Callithrix jacchus (white-tufted-ear marmoset), 1174 nucleotides. Its product is annotated as parathymosin. Gene Ontology annotation, biological process: positive regulation of transcription by RNA polymerase II; negative regulation of apoptotic process. Gene Ontology annotation, cellular component: nucleus. The record is from RefSeq and is a predicted model, not a curated record. Gene Ontology annotation, molecular function: histone binding. Lineage: Eukaryota; Metazoa; Chordata; Mammalia; Primates; Cebidae.
CUAAAUUCAUUUCUAAAAACCUUGCUGUUAAGUGACAAACCUACAUAUGCAAACAGUAUUUCUCAGAGACCCAGCUUGCCGAGCAGCCGCCACCGCCACCGCGCCAGAUUCCGGCCGCUGCCACCCUCCGCCGUCCAGCGCCCCUCUGUCUCGGCCCCGGGACCCCGGCUCCCCGCCAGCCCCGGCCCCGGCCCCGGCACCAUGUCGGAAAAAAGCGUGGAGGCAGCGGCCGAGUUUAGCGCCAAGGACCUGAAGGAGAAGAAGGAGAAGGUGGAGAAGAAGGCAAGCCCGAAAGAGCGAAAGAAAGAAGUGGUGGAGGAGAAGGAGAACGGGGCUGAAGAGGAAGAAGAAGAAACUGCUGAGGAUGGAGAGGAGGAAGAUGAAGGGGAAGAAGAAGAUGAGGAAGAAGAAGAGGAUGACGAAGGGUCCACGCUGAAGAGAACUGCAGAAGAGGAGGAUGAAGCGGAUCCCAAGCGGCAGAAGACAGAAAAUGGGGCAUCGGCGUGAGCCCCUGCCAGUAGGCUGGGGGUGGGAGGUCUCUUUGGGCCUGGUUUUGGGGGUGGGGUCAGACAAGUCCAGCCACUCUUCACCUGGCUCCCUGCUCUGGGCCCUGCACCAGAGCUGCCACCCUCUUCUUUCUCCCCAUCCUUCUCAUUUCCUCCUCCCAGUCACUGCCCCCUCCACCCGCACUCUACCAUUGUUCCACCUCCUGACCUGCUCCAUCUGAGCUCCCCAGCUGGCCCCCAAUUGCUCCUCUCUUUGCUCUUUCUCCCUCCCCUCCCAGCCCUGUCCUUCUUCUGGUAGCCUCUCCCACCUAACCUCUGCAUCCCACAGCCUCAUGGCCUGCACCAUUCCUAUCCUGCCUGACCCCUGGAUCUCCCUCAGGCCCCCUCUUCUCAGACAGAGCCAGGCCUGGGUGGGGCCGGGGUUGGGGCCAAGCCCCACAGCUGCCCCCCUCCCCUCCUUUUUUUGUGUAAUUUAAUAAAGAAAUGGUAGCGCUUCUGUUAAAAAAAAGAAAAAGAAAACAAUAUUUCUAUUAAUUUUAAUGAGAAAAUUAUCUCAAUCCAAGAGACCUGAAUAAUUUUAAUGGAAAAAUAUCAACCAAAUAAAGAAAACAUAUUUAUGUCAGUAGUGAACAACAAUUUUAAUGUAAAUAAAUAUUUGGUGCAUAGAA